Molecule: messenger RNA, 204 nt
Organism: Anthostomella pinea
Lineage: Eukaryota; Fungi; Ascomycota; Sordariomycetes; Xylariales; Xylariaceae
Source: the annotation of a GenBank genome assembly
AUGACAUACGGCACAGUCUCCUACGACUCCACCAACGGCGCCGCCUUCACCGUCAGCGCCCUCGGCGACGCGCCGACCAUGCAGUCCAGCUUCUGCCUGUUCUUCGGCGCCGUGUCGGUUAUCAUGCGCGCCGCGCCCGGUACCGGCAUCGUCAGUUCCGCCAUCCUCGAGUCCGACGACCUGGACGAGAUCGACUGGGAGUGA